AACAACUGUGGAAAUCCUUUAACAAAUCAAAACAAAAGAAACUAACAUUUGCUAGCAAGCUGUGUCACAUCUGCUUUUAUUGUCUCCAAAAUAAAACAAACAACAAAAAUUCCUCUAAUUGUACGUCAAAACUUUGCAAUGUUCAAAGCAAUCUUGAAAGCUAUUUUUGGCUUUGUCCAAUUUGGUGCGAAUCGCUUCCGAGCAUGGAUACCACAAGUGGCAGCGUCUCUAAUACUUUUCGGCUAUCUGGAGGAUGCGCUGCAGAAGAUGCUGCAGCUUCGAAUGCAUGCACAUCAUAUGGCAAUGCUUAUGAAUGGAUGGGAAAUAAUUGGAGUUAUCUACAUGCUGCUCGAUAUCGCCAUAAUUCUGACUGGCACUGCGCUAAUUGCGUGCAGCUGCAACUUCAACGAUGGCAGCGGCAACGGUGUCGCUAUGCUCUGGCUGCAGCGCACGUUGCGAGCACUCGCCUUUGGUAUUUGGGAUUAUGAAUUGUUGCUGCACUAUUGCGUGGAUGUUGGGUGUUUGCUGCUACUGAUGUUGGCAAUGCGGCAGAGUCAACGCCAAGCAACUGCUGUCGACUGCUGGCAACAUGACAGACAACAACAGCGGAGCUUGCAACGUUUGCUCUUGCUCGCACGCAUUGGCAUGUGUUGUGUGUGGCUUUUGUGGAUUGUCGAGCCACAUCAGCUUGCGCUUGAAAGGAAAUUGAAGUUAUCCGAAGCAAGGGGGAAUGUUGUGUGUGGUGUGUUAAAUGCAAGAGGCAACAUGAGGCGCAAGUCAGCAGCCAGCCAAGUGGGCGAGUUAAAAGGGGCAACAGAGCUGUUAAUGAGUUUUGGGCACCAGGCACCAGGCGGUGGGCAGAGGAUGCAUUUAACAAGUAAGACCCAGAGAAAAAAGAGAGCGCAUUGCGAUAACAUUACUGGAUGCACUGACCUUCGCUCUUGACUUAAACCCCAUUUGCAUAAGCGCGACGCCUGGUGGAUGGCGCCCUGGCAAGGAUAUGCGUAUAAUCAUCGUCCUGCGCCUUGUGCUUCUGGUGUGUCUGGUGCUGAGUGUUUGCUGCUGCUGCUGCUGCCUGUGUGUGACGCCGUUUUGCUUUUGUUUAUCCAACUGACGUCGCUGGUUGGCAAGCUUGUCUGCAAUGCGUUUCCUUAAUUAAAAAUCGCCAGCGAUUUAUUGACCUACCCGUUAAACGAACUGACAGCAUGAUAAACAAAUAAAUACACAGCAAUCACAGUCAGCCAAAAAAAAAUAAGGUAUAAAAAGAAGACACACAUAAGGCGAAAGACAAUGCAACUGCAAAUUGGCUGAGACAAUAAAUACUUCAAUGUAAAGUGCUGCAUAAUUAUGCGUACAGGUAAACUGCAAAUGAAAUGCUAUUUAAAUUCCGCUUACUCCCAUUUGCAAUUCGUGUCAUUGAGCAUCAUAAAAAAACCAACAGCUCGUACAUCUUACCAAAAUUAUUCUCCUCAAGGAGCGCGCCCUUUUGGCGCUCAGAGGACCAGCAAAAACCAAAAUGAGAUACUUGUCAUAUGCAAGUAAGUGCAUCCAUGUAAUUUUCUAAAUGAAAACAAGCGACCUAGCCACAAAAAUAAAAAGAAUGUAUUAAAAUGCAGGACAAGACCAAACGAAAAAGCAAAAACAACGGCAGUAAUAAGAGAACAACAAGAUUCUAACCAGAAUGCAAUUUUCACAAGUUGUAUUAAGAAUCAUAAAAGAGGGGAAAAAGAAAAACAUCAAAAUAAAAAAAAUAAAAAUUGUAAGCAAUAUUAAGAAUGUUGCAGCAGAAGAAACAAAGAAACACUCAGACUAAGUGAUACCCUUUAAGCAGAUUUACCAUUUUUUCCUUUACCCUUCUAAUGCAUAAUUAAUAUCGCUCGCACUGGGUAUAAGAAAUUUAAGCGGAAAAUGUGGAAAAUGUUAUUUGCUGUGUCUAGAACAAUUGCUUUAGAGGGUUGGGAUACAUCUUGCCGUUGCAUAAAUUGUUACAAGUUUAUUACAGGGUAAACAGAGAGGAAAAAAAAGCUGAGAAUAAAUAAAACAGCAUGACAAAACCGUUUGCUCAACAACAAGAAAUAUGCAAAUGCAAAUCUCAACUGGCAAGCAGAAGAAGUAAAAAAAAAGAUACAGACACACAGAGCGAGAGAGAGAGAGAGAGAGGUAAAGAGAAAGGUGCAUUUUGUAGGGGCCAAAAGUGGAGGCGUGUCACGUGGCGUAUGAGCAACGACAUUGCGUAUACGUCUGUAUGUAAAUGUGUUUAAUUAAAAUGGUGCAACAAACACACCUGUGUGUGUGUGUGUGUGCGUGCGUUUAACCGUUAGUGCACACUGCAGAGCAACAUUUCGCAUUUGCAUAAGUAAAGUAAAACAAAUACUCGACUCGCACAUGGCUGAAGACAAUGUAAAACCGCAAAAUUCCCCCCUUGGUGAACUGUGGCUCUUUAAGCAAGUCCCCGGAUGAGCAUUUAAAUCUAUUUACCUGCCUUUGAAGGUUGCUCUUGCCACUCAGGUGUUACUUUUGUUACUUCUGCUGCUGCUUCUGCUGCUGCUGCUGCAGAUACGGAUAAGAGUAAUCAAAUAGUCGUAAAGUUCGAGUGUGUAUAAUUAAUUUGGCAAAGCCUGUGAAAACAAACCACAAGAAUAGAAAUUGAGAGCUGACAAAACUUUGGCAAACAUUGAGGUAACUGAGGCAACUAUAAGUCGCAUACUUCUCUAACACUUUACAUUCCCAAAGGCAUUCUCUACUACAU
This is a messenger RNA of Drosophila sulfurigaster albostrigata, 2749 nucleotides long. RefSeq lists its product as uncharacterized. Bases 139 to 945 code for a protein of 268 amino acids. The transcript has 2 exons. Lineage: Eukaryota; Metazoa; Arthropoda; Insecta; Diptera; Drosophilidae. Gene Ontology annotation, cellular component: membrane. The record is from RefSeq and is a predicted model, not a curated record.